Pseudovirgaria hyperparasitica is the source of this 2526-nucleotide messenger RNA. RefSeq lists its product as uncharacterized. Lineage: Eukaryota; Fungi; Ascomycota; Dothideomycetes; Acrospermales; Acrospermaceae. The record is from RefSeq and is a predicted model, not a curated record. Gene Ontology annotation, cellular component: early endosome; membrane; Golgi apparatus. Bases 212 to 2443 code for a protein of 743 amino acids. The transcript has 4 exons. Gene Ontology annotation, molecular function: voltage-gated chloride channel activity. Gene Ontology annotation, biological process: chloride transport; transmembrane transport.
CGCCUAUAGCUUCGUAUGAGGUUGUUCGUUUGUAGUUCUCCAGAUAUGCUAUGUCGAUACUACGCUCUUAAGUUCUGUGACCUUGGUCUAUGAUACGCUCUUCGGUUUUACGGACUUGUCUCUGAGGAUAGUGGUUGCUCGCUGAACUUUGUUUCCUUCUCAAAUUCUGUAGAAUAAAUUCCUCACUCCGUUUCGAUUCUACUUGAUCAGAAUGGGAGACAACGCCACCCCAGAACGACCACACUCGCCCACCGAGCGCACCUCCCUCCUCCAUAACCACAUCCUCGAAACGUCCCACGACCACAUCGACGAAGAAGCGACCUCGCACGUAUCCAAAGAAGAGCCUGCCCUCGCAGAAUCCUCCAUUGGCGAACGUAUCCCUUACAAUGACUACACAACCAUAGACUGGCUGCACGACCUGGUGAAGUCGACCUACCGACAACGCACUCUACACGCAACGACCUCACGCUGGUACCGUUAUGUACUGAUCCCGCUCGAUGCUUUGACAGGCUGGGUUGCAGUUGCAUUGAUCGGGACACUGACAGCGGUAGUCGCAUUUGCGGUCGAUGUCGCGGAAGCCACUGUGAGCGACUGGAAAUUGGGAUAUUGCAAGCCGGCGCCGUGGAAGACGCGUGGAGGCUGUUGUCAGAGGAGGACACCAUUGCUUCCUCUGAGCGAUGGUGUGUAUCGAGGGUCUGAAAAAGGAGGUGCUGAGAACACCUGCUCAGAUUAUGUUAUGUGGAGCUCGAGCUAUGGCACAUCUUUUGCCACAUAUGUGUGUAUAGCUCUCGUGUAUGGCGUUAUUAGUGCAUCUGCAACCACCUUAACGAAGACAAAUCUGCCGGCUGUACCGACUACGGCGAAGGCUUCCGUUAGCCACGAGAAACCUGCGCGGGGGAAAGUUAUGUUUAUGGCUGCUGGGUCUGGUAUUCCGGAGAUCAAAACAAUACUAUCUGGAUUCGUUAUUCCGAACUUUCUCUCAUUGAAAGUACUAUUGGUCAAGGCAUUCGGCGCAGUCUUCAUUGUAGCCACAGGAGCUUGUCUGGGCAAAGAGGGUCCGUUUGUGCAUAUUUCGACAUGUGUAGGGUACUUGGUAGCUUCGUGCGUUCCGAAGUACCGCGAUAAUGGACGGAAGAUGAGGGAGAUACUGGGCGCAGCAUGUGCAGCUGGGCUCAGUGUAGCAUUCGGAGCACCACUAGGAGGCGUACUAUUCAGCUAUGAGGAGAUUAGUACCUUCUUUCCAAGAAAAGUGCUGUGGAGGGCAUUUUUGUGCUCCUUGUUCGCGGCCAUGGUUUUGAAAGCUUUGAACCCUAAUGGAACUGGUAAACUCGUCCUGUUUGAGACGAACUAUGGUACUAGUUAUCAACCGGUACAUUAUCUGGUUUUCGUCGCUCUUGGAAUCGCUGGUGGUGUUUUUGGAGGAGUCUUCUGCCGAAUGAACUUUCUGUGGAGUCGUUGGUUUAGGUCAUUUCCAGUGAUCAAGAACCACCCAGUGUUCGAAGUCUUCCUGGUAGUUCUGACUACGACUUUGUUGCAGUAUCCAAACACCUUGACUAGAGAACCGGGCGAUACCAUAAUCAAGAAUCUACUCGUUGAUUGUCGCAACGCAGAGACUACAGACACUUACGUUCGUAGAAGCGAGACGGGAGACGGUAGUGACAGAUAUGUUGGGUUUCUGGUGUACGGAACUCUGGUGAAACUGGUCCUCACCAUUGUGACAUUCGGCUGCAAAGUCCCUUCAGGCGUAAUCAUCCCGGCGUUGGAUGGAGGAGCAUUCUUUGGCCGGUUGAUAGGUCAAGCAAUACCUGGUAUUUCACCUGGAAUCUUUGCGAUGGUAGGUGCAGGAGCGUUCCUGGCAGGUGUCUCGAGAAUGACGCUAUCGCUCGUCGUUAUCAUGUUUGAACUGACUGGCGAGCUGGAAUAUGUUGUUCCACACAUGAUAGCAAUUUUAGUGGCCAAAUGGACUGCAGAUUUGAUAUCAACAGAAGGCGUGUAUGACCUUGCACAGACGGUACUCGGCCAUCCAUUCCUGGAUCUCGAUCAUUCGCUCAAGCUGGUACAAGGCCAACAGAUUCCAUUGCUCGUGGAGGAACUCAUACCGCCACGUCAGACAAUGGAUGAAAUUACAGUCCACCUGCCGGCUAGCAACACUGUCCCGCGAGGGCUACUUGAGAAGAAACUGGCGCAACUCCACCGUCGUGGGCUUCUGGAUGCAGGGCUCGUCCUUGUUAAUGGAUCCAAUAUGUUCCAGGGUUACAUUGGUGAAGGAGAACUUGAUUUCGGUCUCAAUCAAGUUGGAAGUCCGUGCGAGCCGGAAGUUGACGUUCGCCUGCUCGGUGUACCUUAUAUCAAUCCAGAUGAGGAUGGGACAACGGAGAUUGAUCUUACGACAUAUGUUGAUCGAACAGUGCCGUUGAUUAGUGCUAAAGCACCAUUAGAGUAGCCAUCGAAAUGUUUGGUAAGCUUGGUCUUCGACAUCUUUGUGUCAUUGAGGAGGGCACAGGACAGCUUGUGGGAUUCAUUAUC